CUUCCCGCCACUGCUGCCAGCCACGGGAAGCAGACAGUGUGUGGAAGCAGUGUGUCGGAGUCAGGAGUCAUUGCUGCUACGGCUCAGCGACAGCUACCUGCCCCACCAUGGGCUCACAGGCCCCAUCCCCAGAGCCCAUGCAGACCUUCAUCUUCUUGGACCUGGAGGCCACUGGCCUGCCCUUCUCUCAGCCCAAGGUCACGGAGCUGUGCCUAUUGGCCAUCCACAGAUGUGCCCUGGAGAGCCCCCCCACCUCUCAAGGGCCACUUUCCAUGGUGCCCCCACCACCCCGUGUGGUGGACAAGCUCUCCCUGUGCGUGGCUCCGGGGAAGACCUGCAGCCCUGCAGCCAGUGAGAUCACAGGACUGAGCACAGCUGUACUGGCAGCACAUGGGCGUCAACGCUUCAAUGACAACCUGGUCAACCUGCUCCUAGCCUUCUUGCAGCGCCAGCCACAGCCCUGGUGUCUCGUGGCACACAACGGUGACCGCUAUGACUUCCCCUUGCUCCAGGCAGAGCUAGCCAUGCUGGGCCUUGCCAGUGCUCUGGAUGGUGCCUUCUGCAUAGAUAGCAUUGCUGCCCUAAAGGCCCUGGAACAAGCCAGUAACCCCUCAGAACAUGGCCCAAGGAAGAGCUACAGCCUAGGCAGCAUCUACACGCGCCUGUAUGGGCAGGCCCCGCCAGACUCACACACAGCCGAGGGUGACGUCCUAGCCCUCCUCAGCAUCUGUCAGUGGAAGCCACAGGCCCUACUGCAGUGGGUAGAUGCUCACGCCAAGCCCUUCAGCACCGUCAAGCCCAUGUAUGGGGUCACAGCCUCUACCGGGACCAACCCAAGAUCAUCUGCUGUCGCAGUCGCUGCACCCCUGGCCACAGUCAGAAACACAAAUCUCUGCACUGGUGAGAGCAGGAGACCUAAGGUUCUUUCUCCAGUGGAGGGCCCUGAAGCCCCACCCAAAGAGGGGUUGCUUGCCCCACUGGGUCUUCUGGCCUUCCUGACCUUGGCAGUAGCCAUGCUGUAUGGACUAUCCCUGGCCACACCUGGGCAGUAGGUCAAGAAUGAAAAUCUGACUAAUAAAGACUCCCCUAGCACUGA
Messenger RNA from Otolemur garnettii (small-eared galago), 1096 nucleotides. It is a transcript of the gene TREX1, whose product is annotated as three prime repair exonuclease 1. The record is from RefSeq and is a predicted model, not a curated record. NCBI's taxonomy places the organism in Eukaryota, Metazoa, Chordata, Mammalia, Primates, Galagidae. The transcript has 2 exons. Gene Ontology annotation, cellular component: cytoplasm. Gene Ontology annotation, biological process: DNA catabolic process. Gene Ontology annotation, molecular function: nucleic acid binding; 3'-5'-DNA exonuclease activity. Bases 108 to 1052 code for a protein of 314 amino acids.